GGCUUGCCUGAUAAGGCCUUAUCUCCAACAACAUCUACCACAUAGUACAUCUUCCUGUUCCUCGCAAUCAGUCAGGGACAAAACUGUAAACAGCGCAUACAAAGACCGGCACAACCUGCAUCGAAGUAGGUCAUGGAUGUGAUACAACGACCACCUCAGGAUUCAUCUCCUCACGGCCCGCCAGAUUUGCGAAGAGCUCCAAUCGCAUGCCGGCGCUGCCGCCGCCUUCGAGUCAAAUGUCGCCAUAAGGAGGCUCAACCUCCGUGUGAGUCGUGCAGUCGCACCGGUCACGUUUGCGUUUUUCCACGACGCGGAGAACCCGAUUUCGAUCGUGCUUAUCGUCAUGAGCGAAGUCAGAAGAAAGGUGACUCGGUUCGUCAGAGCCCAGAAAUCACGGAACGAUUAGAUUACCAACGCAACAUUGACAUGCACGACCCUUUCUUCACAGCAAUUGAGCCUCGCGUCGAAGAGACUACAUCUCCUCAAGGACCUCAGACUCAUGAUCCUAGCAGCAACGCUUCAUCAUUCACAGAACGCUGGAAUCUACUGCCACCAUUUGAAGAGGUGGUGGAAGGAUGUGAAGUAUUCAUCACCUCAUACUUCCAGCUCGGAUUUCUGCCAAAGACCAGAUUUUUCGAGCGUUUACGAAAGAAAAAGGAAGAUGUCAGUGUCUUCCUACUCCUGAGCAUCCUGAGUAUUUCGGCAAGGUUCACGCCCAGUCUUAUUAGACGCUAUGGCAAUGGUCAGGAUGCCACCAAUGCUUUCCUAGAGAGCGCCGCUGGGAUGGUCUUGGAUUAUAUGUACCAGCCGAGCCUUGAAACAAUUCAGGCAUUUUUCUUGAUGAGCCUGGCUGAAUGGGGCAAAGGCGACAAGGAUCGCAGCUCUACGCACAUGGGCAUCGCAGUACGAAUGGCAGGAACAUUACGACUGCACAGAGAAGAGACCUAUUACCUUCCAGAGAAUGCGACCGCCGACAACGUUGUGGACGCCGAAGUGGCCAGGAGGACGUUCUGGAUGCUGGAAAAUCACGACAAUCUACAUUCAGGGUUCAAUUCUCCUGUAUAUUUCUCGCUUGGAGAUAUCACGACACUGUUACCCUGUGAAGAGCGCGAGUUUGCUUUUGGUCUGGCACCAAGGGAGCGUGCUGCAUUGAUGGGGACAAGUCCAGCAGUCAAGGAUUCCCAGCUCACAAAGUCGUCUUCUCGUUCACUCUUUGCAACAUUGAUCCAGUCGCACAACCUGUGGGGCCAGAUCGCACGUCGGGUCGCAAAGAACGAGAUCAACCAAUCUCAGAUUUCGAAUCCGAUUGUGGACACGACUUUGAGCGAGGAUGGUUAUGCUCACCUCACGAUGCUGUUGAAAGAUUUCGAGGACUACCUUCCUGACCAACAUCGUUGGUCGACCUGGAAUCUACGUGGGUACAAGGCAGAGGGCCUCGAACUAGCCUAUCUAUCUGUUGUAAUGAUGAUCAGGCUGAGCAACAUCAUUCUUCGACGAAGCUAUGUUCAGGGACCCCGCGGCGUUGAGAUUCCACGAGCUUCUCAGACUGCGAACGAGACAUUCGAAGCGACAAUGUCUGAUCGCGAUGCGACAAUUGAGCGUGAGUUGUUUGACAACCUGGUGGUCCUUCACAGUCAGAUCCAGGCAUACUUUGCUCUUCGGUCUCCUAACCAGGGGUUUCCAGCUUUCGUCGUGUUUUGCAUAUAUAUCUGUGGAUCACUAGCCAAUUAUCUGUGCAGAAGCACCACACUGCCAGGCAAUGUCAGAGAUGCAGGAUCGAGAAGCUUGGUGAUUCUAGAGACUUCGACAAAGAUGCUGAGCGACCUUCAAGAUGCCUGGCCAAUGGCAAAACGUUGGUGUGACGCUCUAGUCAAGGCGUACCAAAAUCAUGCAGCUGCUGCAAAAGAAGCAGACCGCCCCCUGCAGCCCCAAAUAAUCCAGGCUGAUACGGAUCAUUUGGAAGCAAGCAGGCGGUCAACGAGCCACCAUGGUGGAACUCCCCCUGUGAUUUCGCCCUUGGCCAGGGAAUUUGGCCUAGACAAUACUGGCGUCUUUGGGUGCAGCGACGCUGGAAUGAACGAUUUUAUGCUGGCUGAUAUGCCUCAGUUACAGGACCCUUGGACCCACGGAUUUCCAGACGUCUCUCUCACGGACGACUUGGAUUCGGAAUUGGCACUAUAUCUUUGGCCAGGGGGUGACCUGUCGUCAACUUGAUGGGCGUGCCAGAACUCCCUAAAUCAUAGCAAACCGCCUAUAUG
Molecule: messenger RNA, 2258 nt
Organism: Exophiala viscosa
Lineage: Eukaryota; Fungi; Ascomycota; Eurotiomycetes; Chaetothyriales; Herpotrichiellaceae
Product: fungal-specific transcription factor domain-containing protein
Exons: 1
Coding region: 133-2214 (693 amino acids)
Biological process (GO): regulation of DNA-templated transcription; DNA-templated transcription
Cellular component (GO): nucleus
Molecular function (GO): zinc ion binding; DNA-binding transcription factor activity, RNA polymerase II-specific; DNA binding
Source: RefSeq, a predicted model, not a curated record